Physella acuta is the source of this 3072-nucleotide messenger RNA. RefSeq lists its product as uncharacterized. The record is from RefSeq and is a predicted model, not a curated record. Lineage: Eukaryota; Metazoa; Mollusca; Gastropoda; Physidae.
GUAGAGGCAUCUAUGACAACAGAAAUUAUAUAUUUCUACAAAAAUUAUUCUGUUUUUACAUCUUGUGCAGUAAAUUAAUAAUGAUGCACAGCACAUUGAUCUCACAAUAAACAUUCCAUAUACCAAGGUGAAAAAGCAAUGAAACCCUGUUCGUGGUGGAUUGCGAUGUUGUAUUAAGGUUCUAUAAUGGGAUGUGGUGGCUACAGCAAGAUUAACAAACCAGAAGUCAAUGGUGCCAUUUAUCGCAAGAUCACCAAGGAACAAGUCCAUGUUGAAAUGGGGCACAAGGUCAAGGUUGUAGAUGAUUACCCGACUAUUAUUUUCGUUUAUGGAGGCCCUGGUUCUAAAAAAGGACGCCUGGUUUCGGAGUUGUCUGAGGUAUUUGAUUUCACUUUCAUUAAUGUGGAGAAGAUGAUGUUGCAGAAACUUGCAGAGAAUUCCAACAGUGCAGACACUAAUGAGCAGGGGGACCGUAAGGAGUCGGUGCAGGAGCUGAAAAAAAUGUUGGAGGAGGAUCCUACAACCAUAUCCUUAGCCUGGAUUCUAAAGGAAGUGGCCUCUGCUGUAGAUCUGAACCCUAGGGGGCGCUACCUGGUUGACAUGAUGCCCAACCUCAAGUAUAUCAUCCGUACAGCCAACUUCUCCCAAGAUUGUUCUAGUCACAUGGCUCUUUUUGAGCAGAAGUACCCCAUAUCGUUCAGCUUGUAUUUUUCACUGAAUAUGAACAACAAAACCAAAGGCGCCAAAAAAGUGGAGGAAGUUGUCAAGGAGGAGAAGGAAGAAGAAAAACCUGGCUUUCAGUCAGAUGAAGUAGAUCUGUCUCGCACUAAGAGACGAGCUUUAAUGUUUGAGAACAGUGUCAGGUCUUUCCUCGAGUAUUUUGAAAAGUCUGAGCGCCUGAUGGUGGUCGAUGUUUCUUGUCGGAAUGCUGAUGCCAUUUCAAGCAGAGUAUGUGAAGUCUUCAGCCGCCUUAGUUUGAAAAACUUGAAACUGGUCAAUACAGUGCUUAUAUUUGUCUUUGAUGGAAAAUCUAUAGACCCAGAUAUACUGCAGGAAAAUGAAGUGGAAUACAUCAGGCUUGACAGACCAGGCUCAAAGUUAUCCGUAGCAUCAUUGGAUGAAGCUAUCAGAAAUUUUGUGAACAAGUUGAAUCACAAAGAACACAAGACUUUUGUGGUGGAUCUCAGCUCAACAAACAUUACAAAACAAUCUCAUGCAGAGGUAGAGAAAACUUCUAUUGUCUUUGUGAAUGAAGCAAACAUUGAACGCUACUUCGACAUACCUGGCUGUCAGGGAAUGUUCAAGACAGUCUCAUCCCUGGAGAACGCUGUCUGUGUUUUUCCUGCAGACACUGAUCAGAGCUUGUGCAAAAAGAUAGCUAUCUCUUUUAAUAAUGAAUUUAGUAAUCCCAGGGGGAAAGGGGAAGGUGAAACAGGAUAGUUUUUGUGUAUAGAAAAAUCGCUAAUUGUUUCGUGUAUUUCAUAUUUAAAAUUUAUUUGGCUUGUGCUGUAGUAAUCUAUCGUAAAAAUAAUUCAACAAAAUUUUAAAAUAUGUUGUUAAAUUCUAAGUAAAAAUUAAAAAUGUAAGAAUUAAUCCUGUUUUUUUUGCGUACUUGAUCACAUAGAAUCUGUAUGCAAUGUUUUAAAAUAUUUUUUAAAUAACAGAACAAAAAAAACCAUGUUAAUUGCCUACUGAAAUUAUGACCAAAUUGGAUUGGAGAGCUUUUAAAAAAUUAAAAAUAGGCUAUUGUGGAGUUUUAUAAAAGUUAAAGGCUUUCCUUGAUAGAAUUAUAUUUAUUUUUGCUAGUCGUAUUUCAGCAAUUUUUAAAAUAAAUACAUUUUUUUCUUAUCUAGGAAGCACUGGUAAGCAUACAAUAUAAAUUAAAUGUCUUCAAAAUACACUAAAUACAUUUUCUUUAAAUUAAAAAUGUCUGAAAUAAUGCUCAAUCAAACUUACGCUUUUAAAAAAUAUAUAAAUAUUUGUCAGCAGCUUUUUAAUUUGUUUCAUAUUUGAUAAUUAAUAUUUCAUGUAUAAGUAAAGUUUUUAUUAAUCCUAAUCCUUUUUUAAUUAAUAUAAUCUUAGAUUUUCACAUGGCAGUGUUGAGUGUAAUUUAAUUUUGGUUAAACGGAAUAGAAUUUUGGUUUUGCGAUAUGUUCUUCAUCCGUAGAAUUUAAAAUUAUUUCUACUUUUCUCAUUUAAGUCCUGUAUUCUAUGUGUAUGUAAGUUUAAAGUAAGUAUGACAGGUUUUAUUGACAAGGUUUUCUACUCCAAUUUUUUUUCAGUGUGAUAUUCUGUGUACAAACUUAUCAUAAUGCAGAUCUGAUGAAGUUAUGUGAUGUGGUGUUACACAAUCCAAUAACGAAUGUAGAAUGCUAUGCAUUCUGGUUACAUUGUAUUAAAGUUACGCUCAUAAAUUUUUUUGCCCUUAAAACAAGUAUUAACAUAUUUGCACUAAUAUAAUUUAUUUUGAAGACAGGUAUAACAUUUGGAUUAACCAGUUUGCUAAAAAUCGCCUAAAUUGUUUAUUUUUUAAUUACCAAAAAUAUCUCACAUAAUAUGCUGUGAAUUAAAUUUAUUUUAUAAUAUCACUGAUUAUAAAAUUAUGCAAGGCUUUUACAAUUACAUCUGUUUUAAGAAAAAUACUAACAGUUAAUGUUAAAAUAUUUCAAAUAAAUUAACAGAAAGUGAAUUCUACUUGUUUUAUUUUAUUUUAAUUAUUUAUUUCACUUACAUUAUUUUUUUUUGUACUUGUUAAUUCCUCAACAUUUCUGCAUAAUUUAACAUCAUUAUUAAAAUCUCAGUGUACUUUGUGUCUUUUAAUCCACAUGCAUAUUUUUUAUUUCAUUAAAUUACAUUUGUUUCCAAAUAUUUUUAGUUUACUAACGAUGAAGCUUUAAAAUGUGCACUAGGUUGACUGAUCCUUAUCUGUUUGAAAGGUUUUUACUAAAUAACACUUCCUAGAUAGAAGAGUUAAAAUCAAUUUCUAUCUUUUCUUUGUAUUAAUAUGCAAACAAAAAUGAAUGAUGAAGCAUAUAGUUCUCUGGUUGCAUUAAAAUUAUAUUGUUUUUAGAA